AUGGAGGAGGUUUCAAUGUCCAGCCUGGACAACAGCAAGCUGGAGGCCCUAGCGCAGGACAUCCUGUCUGACCUGGUGGAGGAUGCGUGCCUGGGUCUUUGCUUUGAGGUCCACCGGGCUGUAAAGCAGGGCUAUUUUUUCCUGGAUGACACGGACCAAGAAAGUAUGAGGGACUUUGAAAUUGUGGACCAGCCAGGACUGGAUGUGUUUGGCCAGGUGUACAACCAGUGGAAAAACAAGGAGUGUGUAUGUCCCAACUGUAGCCGGAGCAUCGCUGCCUCACGCUUUGCUCCACACCUGGAGAAAUGUCUGGGGAUGGGACGUAACAGCAGCCGCAUAGCCAACCGCAGAAUAGUCACUGGUAAUAACGCCAACAACAAGUCAGAGAGCGACCAAGAAGAUAAUGACGACGUCAACGAUAACGAUUGGUCUUAUGGGGCAGAAAAGAAAGCCAAGAAAAGGAAAUCUGAUAAGAAUCCAAACUCGCCAAGAAGAUCCAAAUCAUUCAAGCAUAAGAACAGUAAGUGA
Archocentrus centrarchus (flier cichlid) is the source of this 528-nucleotide messenger RNA. Its product is annotated as ataxin-7-like protein 3. Gene Ontology annotation, biological process: regulation of transcription by RNA polymerase II; positive regulation of DNA-templated transcription. The record is from RefSeq and is a predicted model, not a curated record. Gene Ontology annotation, molecular function: transcription coactivator activity. The transcript is spliced from 6 exons. Gene Ontology annotation, cellular component: SAGA complex; DUBm complex. Bases 1 to 528 code for a protein of 175 amino acids. Lineage: Eukaryota; Metazoa; Chordata; Actinopteri; Cichliformes; Cichlidae.